AUGCUUACUGCAACCUUUCCAAAAAAUUGUUUUUCUGAUAUGCUAGAUUUUUGUAAAUUAAAACUUGCUACUGCCCUUAAUGUGCAAAAAAAUAAGACACAAGAAUAUGAAGAACAAAAUUCAUCUUUUAAUGUUAUAAGACGUGGUUGUAAAAUAACUUUUCUUUUGCAAAAAAAUUUUCAAGGUGAUUUUGAUGUUGGCAGUUAUUUAAAUUUUAAAUUAGAUAAAUAUCAUGAAAAAAUAGUUUAUUUACAUAAUAAUAAUAAUGAUGUAAAAAAUUCAUUAGAUUAUUUUUAUAUUGAAAAGAUUCAUAAUAUUUCAUCUAAUAUUAUUGAAAUAACAAUUAAUGUAGGACAUGAAGAAUGUAUAGGAAUGUGGGAUGUUAAUGUUAUUGGAAGAUCAACAUUUAACAAACCAUUUUUUUCAACAACUGUAAAAAUUUUUGUUAUUUUUAAUCCAUAUGACACUUCAGAUCCUACUUAUAUGGAUAAUGAAGAAUUUUUAUCAGCAUAUCUUUUAAGAGAUUUUGACUCUGUUUGUUAUAUAUCAAAUGAUGAUGAUGAUAAACAAAUGAUAAAUUCUAAACCAUGGCGUCACUGUCAAUUUACAAUUGAAGCAGUAGAAGUUACAUCUAUUCUUCUCAAAAAAUUAACAAAAUAUAAUUUUUUAAGUAUUUCAAAAAGAAAUGAUAUUAUUAAUAUUACAAGAAAGUUAAGUUUUGCCAUAAAUGAAUGGCUUUUAUUGGGAAAUUGGGAUAGAAAAACUUAUCAAUGUGAUGAUAGAAAACCAGAAGAAUGGGAUAAUAGUUUAGAUAUUUUUGUGAUAUUUAUAAGAAAUCAAAAUCCAGUAAGAUGGGGACAAUGUUUUACAUUUGCACCCCUAUUUACUUCUAUUCUUCGAUGUUUAGGAAUACCAACAAGAACAAUAACAUGUUCUGAUGCUGGUCAUGAUGUACAAGGUUCAUUGGUAUUGGAAAGAAGAAUUAUAAGAAGAAUAAAAAAUGGAUUUCAGACAGAAUCAGAGGAAGGAAUUUGGACAUUUCAUUGUUGGUGUGAAAUAUGGAUUAAAAGGUAUGAUUUAUCAUAUGGAAUUUAUGAUGGUUGGCAAGUUGUAGAUGCUACACCACAAACAACUUCUAAUGGAUUAAGACAACGUGGACCAUAUCCAGUAAAAGCAUUAUUUGAUGGUGUUGUUAAUUUAAAAUAUGAUGGACAUUUAAUGUUCUCUGAAAUGAAUGCAGAUAUAAUUGAUAGAGUUUUAGAGUAUGAUCCUAUAAUUAAAGGAUAUCGUGAUUUAGGUUAUCAAUUUGAUUCACAAGAAAAUCCUACCCAAAGAACAGCAACUACUGGAGGAAUCUUAGUUUGCCCCUCAACAUUUAAUCCUUUUAUAGUAGAAGAUGUAACAGAAAAUUAUAAACCAAGAGAUGGUACAAUUGAAUCUAGAAAACAAAUUAUUAGUGCUUUAAAAUCUUGCAAAUUUUAUAAUAAUGAACAUCCAGUUCUUGAGUCAGAACAAUUAAAAAUACCCUCUGAAACUGGUCAUUUAAUUUUAAUUAAUACAAAUUCAACAAAAAUGAAUAUUGGUGAUACAUGGAUAAUAACAGUUUCAUUUAACAAUUUUACACCUUAUGAUGAAGAUGUUGACUAUGAAUUUAGUAUAUCAGUUUGUGAUAAUGAUAAAAAUUUAUUUGGUCAUAUAUUUACAAGUUCUAGAAGAUUAAUAAUUCCAUUUAAAACAAAAACUAUACAAACAUUUACAGUUGAUCCAUCAAUUUAUCAUGUUAAAGGUUUUAAUACAAAUAUGAUAUAUAUUAUUAAAGUUAAAGCAACAAAUUGUCUUUCAGGAAAUGUUAUCUCUACAGCAAUAGCUACAAGAAUAAGUAAAUUAGCAAAAGAAAUUAAUUUUCCAAAACGAAAAUGGGCUUUAUCAAAAUUAAUAUAA
Strongyloides ratti is the source of this 1941-nucleotide messenger RNA. RefSeq names its product Transglutaminase. NCBI's taxonomy places the organism in Eukaryota, Metazoa, Nematoda, Chromadorea, Rhabditida, Strongyloididae. Gene Ontology annotation, biological process: peptide cross-linking. Bases 1 to 1941 code for a protein of 646 amino acids. The transcript is spliced from 3 exons. Gene Ontology annotation, molecular function: protein-glutamine gamma-glutamyltransferase activity. The record is from RefSeq and is a predicted model, not a curated record.